This is a messenger RNA of Cyprinodon tularosa, 3442 nucleotides long. It is a transcript of the gene agbl5, whose product is annotated as ATP/GTP binding protein-like 5. The record is from RefSeq and is a predicted model, not a curated record. Gene Ontology annotation, molecular function: metallocarboxypeptidase activity; zinc ion binding. The transcript is spliced from 17 exons. NCBI's taxonomy places the organism in Eukaryota, Metazoa, Chordata, Actinopteri, Cyprinodontiformes, Cyprinodontidae. The coding region runs from base 225 to 3143 and encodes 972 amino acids. Gene Ontology annotation, biological process: proteolysis; protein deglutamylation.
UUGGUCAAGCAGACUGCACAUCUCUGCAGGGAGGCGACAGAAAAUUCCAGGCAAACCCGUAUCUCCCGAUAAACUUGAACGCAGCACAGAGAAUGAUGCGUUGAGGGUUAGAGAGGACGAUGACAACAAAAAUGGACACCGACCGAAAAUAACCAGGCCCUCAGUGUCAGAUGUCCCACUGGCACUAAAUAACUGAAAGGCAAGAUUGCCCAAAGCUAAGAGGCAUGGAGGUCCGCUUUGGUAACAUCGUGUUUAGCUCCAAGUUUGACUCAGGGAACCUAGCCCGAGUGGAGAAGGUAGAAAAAGGGAACUCAAGCCCCCCCUCUGAUGGACCCUCUGUGGGAAGUUCCCUCUCAGGGCCACACCUCACCCCUGACUACGAAUUCAAUGUCUGGACCCAGCCAGACUGUGCAGGCACAGAAUACGAGAAUGGAAACAGAUCCUGGUUUUACUUCAGUGUGCGGGGAGCCAUGCCGGGGAAAUUGCUGAAGAUUAAUGUGAUGAACAUGAACAACCAGAGAAAGCUUUAUAGCCAGGGUAUGGCUCCUCUCGUACGGACCUUACCAGGCAAGAACCGCUGGGAAAGAAUCCGGGACAGACCCACAACAGAGAUUGUAAACAACCAGUUCAUUCUGUCUUUCACUCACCGGCUGCUGGAUGUGCGUGGAGCAACCACCUUCUUCUCCUUCUCCUACCCAUUCUCCUACAAUGAGUGUCAGGAGAUGCUGCAGCAGCUGGAUCAGAGCUACCCCAAUGCUGCUCAGCUCAGUCCGAGCAGUCCACCAGGCACUGUGUAUUAUCAUAGGGAAUUGCUGUGCAACUCUCUCGAUGGCAAUAGGGUGGACCUCCUCACUGUGACCAACUGCAGCGGCAUGCAGGAUGAGAGAGAAGCAUGUCUACCCAAGCUGUUUCCUGACACCAACACUCCCAGACCACAUCGUUUCCCGGGCAAGAGGGUGUUCUUCCUCAGCAGCCGUGUGCAUCCAGGAGAAACUCCGUCCUCGUUUGUGUUUAACGGUUUCCUCAACUUCAUUCUUCGACGAGAUGACCCACGUGCGCACAUGCUGCGCAACAUGUUUGUGUUCAAGCUCAUCCCAAUGCUCAACCCUGACGGGGUUGUCCGAGGACACUACAGAACCGAUUCCAGGGGGGUGAACCUCAACAGACAGUAUUUGAACCCCAGCCCUGAACUGCAUCCUUCCAUCUAUGCAGCCAAAACUUUACUGCUCUACCACCACACACACAAUAGAUUACACAUUACACAACCCACCACACACAGCAACAGCACCCUCCAGACGCAACCCACUCCUCUAAACAACAAGCCCACCAAUCAGCAUCAGUCUCCUCCCCUCACUCCCCUUGAAAUCAGCUUGAACCAACGCAAUGCAGAGAAAGGGGGAAGUUCUGCACAAACAGAGGUUCCCAUGGUGAUGGAGAACAGCUGGACCACUGAAGAGUCGGGGAAAAAAGACCGGAACUGCUCUUCAGAUUCCUCAGAGAAGCUAGCUUCUCAAACUGAAGAUAGAACUGAUCCAGUGGCAGAGGAGAGUGAAGCAGUGCCUCCCCAGGAGGGAGGAGUGGCGUAUUACGUGGAUUUACACGGCCAUGCCUCUAAACGCGGAUGUUUCAUAUAUGGAAAUAACCUUCCAGAUGAGAGCCAGCAGGUGGAGAACAUGCUCUACCCACGGCUGAUUGCUGUGAAUUCUGCUCACUUUGAUUUCCUUGGCUGUAACUUCUCUGAGAAAAACAUGUAUGCGCGUGACAAGAGGGAUGGGCAGUCUAAAGAAGGCAGCGGCCGAGUGGCCAUUCACAAAGCGAUAGGACUGCUUCACAGUUAUACUUUGGAGUGCAAUUAUAACACGGGAAAAACCAUGAACAGCAUCCCACCCGCCUGCCAUGACAGCGGACGGGCGACCCCACCUCCACCCUCUUCAUUUCCUCCUAAAUACACUCCAGAAAUAUUUGAACAGGUGGGACGUGCUGUGGCGGUCUCUGCCCUGGAUAUGGCUGAGUGUAAUCCGUGGCCACGCCUCGUGCUUUCUGAGCACACCUGCCUAACCAACCUGCGAGCCUGGAUCCUCAAGCACGUCCGCAAUACCAAAAGUCUGAAUAUGCAUAUCAACGCGCUGCCAAAAGGACAUAACGGCAGCAAGGUGUCGCCACCAAAAAGUUUCAACAACUUCUUGUCCGGAUCAGCAUCAGAAAACACGAUCAGCCGCGUUCGCUGCAACAGCCAGAGCAGCAGCAGCCAGACCCCCUCUCCCAAAAUGCACAGUUCCCCGAGCUUUACCUUCGGCUGCCCCCCUCCCAGAAGUCACGCGCAGCACAGCAGCACACAUCCCAGUGGACGAGGAGCCAACAGGACACAUGGACCUGUUAGGGACGCUAAGCCUCAGGAGAAGAGACGCCCCUCCCACAACCGUCCCGUUCUCCGAUCUCCCAGCAACAGCCACAAACCCUCCCGCCCCCCUCUGUCCCCCCCUUCCUCCUCCUCGUCCUCCUCCUCUUCAGUAUGUGCGGCAGGUUCCUGUCCCCUUCCGGCUCCGGUCAAUAUAACAGGCAUCAGCUGCCCAGAUUUUAAGGUUGAAGGAGCCAGUUUGGCUGGCUGGUCCAGAGCACCAUUCCCAGCGCGUGCCGGCCGUGUUGGCCGAAGCUGUCGAGGUGUCGCAGUCAGUCAUCGCUCCGCUGAGAGCUGUAGAGAGAUGUCUAAAGACACACGGCCUCAACAUAUCCUGUCAUCAUUCAAAAUCAGCAAGUGCGAGCUGCAGCCGCACACCAGCCGCAUCCCCAUCCGCAAAGCAGGGUCCUCUGAGGCUCCCCUCCCACACCUUAAAGCUUCUGUUUCCACGUCUGGAGACAGUGAGGUGGCCUCCAGCAUGAAAGUCCUGAAGCUCCUCAGACCUGGGCUCCACAGACAUCUGGCCAUGUCAGGCUUAUCCAAAAAGGAUGGUGCCUUAAAGCUGGCCUCCAGAACGCUGCUAGUAAAGGACACAGAGAAGAGUCCAAUUUACACCACAGAACCCAUCACUGUGCCUACAGCGGAAAUGGACAGAACUGCAGAACAGGCUGAGGAGAGUCCAGCUAUGCUGGGGCCAGAGGCUGCCAACAUGUGUGAGACAGCGACCCUGUGUGGAGAAGCUUAGACACUGCACCCAGGUCCAGGAGCUCACAAAUAGACUAAACUACAGUAUUUAUUUUUUGCCAACUGUAAGCUCACAUUAAAAUUCCAAAUUAUUAACCAAUAUUUCAAAUAAGAGGAGGAACUGUCAUUUCUUAAGUGUUAAAUAUGCUAUACAACGGAUUUAGUGACCUUUUGAAUGGCUGAGCAGCCAUUGAAGAUCCAAGUGCCUUUCUUUACGACACUGAAACAGCAGCUGGAGUAGUGCAGCAUAAAUUGUUUUCAAGCUGAAGAAUAAACUUGAAAUAUCCCUGUAACAUUUCA